Messenger RNA from Armigeres subalbatus, 1028 nucleotides. RefSeq lists its product as uncharacterized. The transcript has 2 exons. Bases 241 to 855 code for a protein of 204 amino acids. The record is from RefSeq and is a predicted model, not a curated record. Lineage: Eukaryota; Metazoa; Arthropoda; Insecta; Diptera; Culicidae.
CUCAUACUUUUCUUUGGGUGGUGGCCACCAGUCAAAUAUUGUUAGGAGUUGUGACGAUUCUAUAAGCUUCGGCAGUCUUUGGAAGGGGAAGACGUAGUUUAAAAGAAAUAAUGCAAAAGAUACCAUAGUCACCAGUUGAGUGCAUCUAUCACUUAUUGGUACUGUUGUCACCACACAAAGUGAGUUUCAUUCUGUGAUCAUUGUUUGAUAUCGUUGGAUAGGUGAAAAAAUUCUGCAAAUAUGAGCGAAAUCUCCGCAAUUGUCUCUAUUUCACCGGACCACAACAUCGAUCAGGAAAAAUCCAACCCACUACACAUUCCUUCGAAUAAUGAUGCACCCACAAAAGAAGCUGCAAAAAGCCUAUUCAAUUGGAAAGCACUGACAACGUUUCGAACCACUUUUAAAAUUGGAGAAAUAAUAUCAGCCAUUGUAAUUCUGGUGUUUGUCCUAUCCAAACGUCGCAUUUAUUACAGGGACCCUUUGGGCACUCCGCUUGAAAUUUCCUACAUUUUCCUCGCUAUCAAUUCGCUGAUCGGAACGGUGCUGCUGCUGGGUAAUUCAAUAAUUGAAGCGCAACCUCUUGGUCGAGCAUUUACGUCGGUGCUAUGGUUCAGGGUGGAGCUGUGGUUCAACGGAUUGACGGCAGUCAUCUACUACACAUGGGGAUAUUGCGUGCUGAUGAGUGGUUUCCUCAACUAUGAAAUCGGCAACAAUCAUUUGGCGGCUUAUUUUGGCUUUUUUGCUGCUUUGCUGCAUCUGGUGGAUUGGUGGAUGAGUUUUAGCAAGCGACAUGCUACCAUAAGGAAGCUUGAGAACGAGAAAGAUGAUGCAGCUGAGAAGGAAAAUUUUGUUUGACCAGGUUGACACUAUCGUCCAACAAAUUUAAAUGCACUUAAAAGCUAUGAACUUAAACAUGUUUUAAAAAAUCACUUUAAAUAAAGUAAAAAAUAAAUAAAUAAAUCAUUCGCUCAACUACUGCAUCGUUUAUUUCGUAGUAUCUGGGACACCACAUCUUUCCCGGUCGAUUC